Vicia villosa (hairy vetch) is the source of this 694-nucleotide messenger RNA. RefSeq names its product caffeoyl-CoA O-methyltransferase 5-like. The record is from RefSeq and is a predicted model, not a curated record. NCBI's taxonomy places the organism in Eukaryota, Viridiplantae, Streptophyta, Magnoliopsida, Fabales, Fabaceae. Bases 13 to 576 code for a protein of 187 amino acids. The transcript has 3 exons. Gene Ontology annotation, molecular function: S-adenosylmethionine-dependent methyltransferase activity; O-methyltransferase activity.
AAUAGGAGUCUUAUGGCAGUGCCUGCUGAUGAAGGACAGCUUAUAAGCAUGCUGAUUAAACUCAUGAAUGCAAAGAAGACAAUGGAGAUUGGUGUAUAUACUGGAUACUCUCUCCUAUCUACUGCUCUUGCUCUUCCCUCUGAUGGAAAGGUAUUGGCUUUCGACAUCAGUCGUGAAUACUAUGAGUUAGGAUUGCCGAUGAUUGAAAAAGCUGGAGUGCUUCACAAGAUUGAUUUUAGAGAAGGAUAUGCUCUCCAUUUUCUUGAUGAACUUCUUGAAGAUGAAAAUAACAAAGGAACAUUUGAUUUUGUUUUUGUGGAUGCUGAUAAGAAUAACUACAUAAACUAUCACAAGAAUGUAAUUGAUCUUGUUAAAGUUGGGGGAUUGAUUGGAUAUGAUAACACCUUAUGGAGUGGGUCAGUGGCGGUUCCGCCUGAUGCACCUAUGAUAGAUAUCAUUAGGAAUUUACGUGAUUAUGUGAUUGAACUCAACAAGUAUCUAGCUCAAGAUUCAAGGAUUGAGAUUUGUCAACUCUCUGUAGGAGAUGGAAUCACGCUUUGUCGUCGUAUCAACUGACUCGUCAUUCGUAGUCAUUUGCUUGCUUUGAAUUUUUGAAUUUUUAAUAUUUAUAAGCAUUUGCAAUUUUAAUGUAAGUUUGGCUCCUCUUGUUGUGUAUUGUUGUUAUCUCUGUACU